GAAAAAUCGAGCAGGAUCUGACGAAAGGUUUCAGUUUCCCAUCAUGAUCAUGAAAACGAGUUGGAGUGCGCAGACGGACCACGAGUAGAACGAAUGAAGAUAGAAAGAGCACCGGCGCGUCAUAGCUUUCAUAAUGAACAGCAUUCGACUCAGAAACAUGACCUCAUACUUGAAGAUGGCACCAUCGAGCUAGAACUUGAGCUACAGUGUGAUCAAAUACAACUACCAAAAUCAAUUCAAUAUGUCGUCCUCCGCUGGAGAUGCUCCUGCACCUUCUGACCCUGCUCCGGCCGCCAGCACCUCUCCCUACGUUCCCCCAGAACAGUGGGAGCCGCGCGAACUGCCGGACGCAUGGGGACGGGAGACACUGCAGGCCAUGGCCAUGAAGCCCUGGACGCAGGAAGCCUUGCCUAAAGGCCAGCACGGACUGCAACUGUACUCCCUCGGGACGCCCAACGGCAUCAAAGUUACCAUUUUUCUGGAAGAGCUGGUCGAGAUUUUGGACGACUUUGAAUACGACGCUUGGUGGAUCGACAUCAUGAAGGGGCAGCAGUACUCCCGGGGCUUCCUGGAGGUGAACCCCAACGCGCACAUCCCGUGUUUACUGGACACCAAGCCGGGUGGAGAUACAACUGGAAGCGAAGAAGGUGCCAGCAAUAUGAUCGACGACAUUCGCAUCUUCGAGUCCAACGCGAUCCUGCUCUACCUGGCCGACAAGUUUGAAAAAUUCGUACCAAGCAAAAAUGAACCGUCACAACUGCAUGACCGAACGGAGUGCCUCAAUUGGCUGUUCUGGCAGAGCGGGGCAUUUGGCCCCGCGUGCGGAAACUUCAACUCGGCGUUCGUCUACAGCAAGCCGGGGGAAAAAAACCGCGACGAGAUCGACCGCACGACAUUGGAGGUGAAACGUUUGCUGUCGGUCUUGGAAAAUCAACUCAACCGCGACAGGUCCUCCGAUGAACCACAACUACCGUGUUCUUGGCUCGCGUCCGCGGCUGAGACCGGCCCGAGCAUUGCGGAUUUUUGCGUCUUUCCCUGGCUCCGGACUCUGAGGCGGCGCGACAUGGUGAAAAAGUGGCUUCGGCUGGAGGAAGAUUACCCGGCCUUAAUCCGCUGGUUCGACCUUCUUCUCGCCCGGCCGGCGGUGCAGCGGGGCAUUCGGGUCAACAACGUCAUGGAGCCGAAUGGGGUGAAGAAUCGACACGCACGGACGGAUUUUGAUGCUCUGUGAGAAGCGUUAGGACUGCACAACAAGGUUGUAGUUACAUGUUCAUUUUUUUCCGGGAAGAAACAUGAAGGCAACUUUAGAUGACUUGUGCCUGAUCUGGCCCGGCGGCAGAAGACGAAAUCGCAGAAGUAGGACGCGAGAGUGUAGUGCGCUUGAAAAUAGUCUCCGCGUGACGUCGUCACACUUCCUGGUCAAUAGGCUACGAAUAGCGGCAACAGAUGGUGUCUUUGACGGAUGAAAGAAAGUUCGCAAACACUUGAGGUAGAUUGUUCGUCUUAGUUGGAGGUGUGUACAGUUGCAGAGAGACCGUUCGUAUGGGUAAUAGUCCGUCACUUCUGCGCAUUAUACUUCACCUUAGUAGAUCGCUUUGUGUGGCUCGCCUUGUGCUUCGUCGUCCUCGUCGCGGUCGAAAGUUCA
Amoebophrya sp. A120 is the source of this 1645-nucleotide messenger RNA. Lineage: Eukaryota; Dinophyceae; Syndiniales; Amoebophryaceae. The record is from the annotation of a GenBank genome assembly.